Rhopilema esculentum is the source of this 1986-nucleotide messenger RNA. RefSeq lists its product as uncharacterized. Gene Ontology annotation, molecular function: ammonium channel activity. The record is from RefSeq and is a predicted model, not a curated record. Gene Ontology annotation, cellular component: plasma membrane. Gene Ontology annotation, biological process: ammonium homeostasis; ammonium transmembrane transport. NCBI's taxonomy places the organism in Eukaryota, Metazoa, Cnidaria, Scyphozoa, Rhizostomeae, Rhizostomatidae.
GUCUAGACAUCGAAUUUAGAAUUUUGCAUUCGAAUGUAGCGCAAUUUGUCGUUUGAAUUCGUCCCGUCUUCUCUUUUCAUUGGAGUUGGAAGCGGACUGCUAUUAUGAAAAUACGCGCUGCAACACUGUAGUAAACUGUUAUCAGUGGUUCAAAAUAUUCAAAGAGCAGUUGUCUACAAAAAAACACCAUGAGUUUCAACGAAAGUAUAGCUUCUCUAAACAAGAGUAUCGACUCACUUCAAGUGCAGCAAGAUAUUCUCAUUGGCUCCACCGACACACUACUGCUUAUGCUGUCCGGUGUUUUCAUUUUGAGUUUGCAAGCCGGUUUCGCCCUUCUUGAGGUUGGAUGCAUCAAAGUCACCAAUGUGAAUGAAAUCUUGUUGAACAACAUAGUCGACUUCUGUAUUGGUACUGUCGCUUAUAUACUUUUUGGUUUUGGCUUGUCAUUUGGAAAGAGUGGCGGGCAGUUUGGUGGCGGCAGCUAUGUCGCUUUGGUCGGCGCUGAUAACAUAGGAUGGGUCUUCUUUCAGUAUACAUUUGCCGCUACUGCCACGGCUAUUGUCUCAUCUGUUAUGGUUGGCAGAACUUCCUACAGGGCAUACCUUAUAUAUUCCUUUAUAACAACUGGCAUCGUCUAUCCAAUUGCUGUCCACUGGGCCUGGUCUGGUGAUGGAUGGAUGAGCAACGGGCCUGGCGGCGUUUCCUAUCAGGACUUUGCUGGAUCCAGUGUGGUGCAUUCACUCGGAGGGGCCUGUGGCGUUUGUGCCUCGAUUGUUCUUGGUAAAAGAAAGUUAGAGGACGAAAUCGUUGACACUGGCUCAAUUCCACCUUCAUCGCCUGCGUUGGUUACCCUUGGAUACUUCAUCCUGAUCAAUGGCUUCUUCUGCUUCAACUCCGCAUCUCAAGGCGCAGUAUCGGGCGCCGAUGAUGUUGCUGUUAUUACAAAAGUACUCAUCAACACUGGUUUGGCAAAUUCGUGCGGCACACUGAUCACUCUUCUUGUCCAAGAAGUUAUCCUUGGUGUUGAGCCCGGUUACUGGUUGUUGCUCGCUGUUGCAAACGGUGGUCUUUCCGGAUGUGUAUCUAUAUGUGCCGGCUGCAAUGUUGUGUCCUUUGGAGGUGCUUGCAUCAUUGGUGCGAUUGGUGGCCUAAUUAGUAUGUUGUGGGCAAAGAUGUUUCACCUGACUGGCUUUGAAGAUCCAUGUGACAGUACAGCGGUACACUUGUCUUGUGGAAUCUGGGGUACAUUGGCCUGUCCAUUGUUUGACGCCGAACAAGGGUUCUUCUACACUGGUAGCAGCAAAUCGAUGAAACAAUUUGGUUGGAAUAUGCUCUGUUGCAUGUGCUUUAUACUCUGGGGCGUCUGCACUAUGUUUCCAGUUUACAAGACGUUAGAUAUGAUUGGCAUUUUACGUGCUGAUCACGAGAAAGUGGAGCACGAACUCGCUCUUCAUGAGCACGAUGAUCCCCAACAACAGCACGAGCUGGAGAAUAUGGAAAGCUCCUUCGCCGCACUUCCUGGCUCUUCACAACAUUCAGCCAAAACAAAAGAUUCACCGCCGAAGUACAAAGUUGCCUCAGUUGCAGCAGCUCCAUCAGAUUUUUCUGAUCAUCUUUCUGACAGCACGAGGCAGGCAAAUAUAACCACCGAAAUGUAAAGAUAAUUCCAAUACAGUAAAUGUCCGCAUAUGGUGUUUGAUUUGUAGCUUAUUCAUGAUUUUUCAAGAAAAAAAGGCGAUGAACUGUUUUAUCUGGGUUGAACUUUCAUAGUGAAGCGCAAGUUACUAACUGAGUUUCAAAAAUGCUGAUAAAAGAUGUUGUAUAGCUUAAUUUUCCACUCCGUAAAACCCAAAUGGUUUAUUAUAAAAUAAAUUAUAGCUUAAAUUUUGCUAUCCACCAUAGAGUACCAAAGUGGAUGUCAUCAAAAAUGUAUUUUCAGAAUUUCUUAGUUUUGACAGCAUUAUAUGAAAGUUCGGCAUAAAAAAU